Teleopsis dalmanni is the source of this 1046-nucleotide messenger RNA. RefSeq lists its product as uncharacterized. The transcript has 4 exons. The record is from RefSeq and is a predicted model, not a curated record. Lineage: Eukaryota; Metazoa; Arthropoda; Insecta; Diptera; Diopsidae. Bases 9 to 962 code for a protein of 317 amino acids.
UUAGUGAAAUGAAAAUAUCACACUCAAAACUUAAAAAGCUGCUUUCAGAAACAAAUACCGAAUUGGGUCAUGCCGCGAGAAGAGCUGAACAAUAUGAAGCGGAGGUUAAAAGAUUGCGUCAAAGAGUUGAAGAAUUGAAACGUGAAUUAGCAGGAGCAGAAGAUGAAUUAGACUCUGCAGUGAAUCAAGUACGUAGAUUGCAACGUACAAAUGAUGAAUUGGUUGGCCAGAGUGAAGGAUUACAAGUGCAAAUACAACAUUUACAAACAAGACGUGCACCAAGUCCACAAAUGCGCAUAACAACUGGUGUGCAAUUACGCAAUAAAAUUGCCGUUGAAAUUCCAAGUGAUUGUUUGCCAAAUAUUAAUGAUCUACGACAAAUAUUUGAUGAUGCACAAUCUGCACAACGUCAUUCUUCCAAUGGUAUGGAUUCUUCGUCAAAGCGUUCAAGUCAUACUGAACGAACUUUAAUGCAACAAAAUAGCGCAUUUUUUGAUGCGAAACCAUCACAUUUGGAAGAGAAUAUAUUUGAAUCGAAAUCGCGUAAUUUAGAAUUUGAACGUGCCAAGCAAAAAUUUGAUAAUCCAUCACACUUGCAUCACCAACAUCAUCACCACCAGCGCGAGCAACGCGAACGUUUAUCCGGAAGAUUUACAUCGUCUGGUAAUCAACAGUCAAGCAAUAGGGCUAACCUAGCGCUACCGUUGAAAGGUACCACCGCUUCACUUUGUGGUAACACAAAUUCAAAUCUAACCAAAGACGAUAUCAAUCGGCAAUUGUUUGAUGAUCAUUCGCAUUCCUCAACGGUUGGUGGUGGUAAUGUCGGUGCAGGAAGUAUUGGUGGCGGUAAUAUGCAAUAUCAGAAAAAAGAUAAUUCCAUUAGUAGUAGUACUGGUGGUAGCUAUUCAAGAAACAGUAUUAAUUUAGAUGGUCUUAAGGUAUCUGAUGAUGAGACUCCGUAAUUAUGGUUCCACGAGUUUAUUACUUGAUGACGAAUUGGAGGAAAAUAGUGACGAAGGAAUUUAAUAGAAUUUAUUAUCUAAAAU